Pecten maximus is the source of this 1534-nucleotide messenger RNA. RefSeq names its product somatomedin-B and thrombospondin type-1 domain-containing protein-like. The transcript has 4 exons. NCBI's taxonomy places the organism in Eukaryota, Metazoa, Mollusca, Bivalvia, Pectinida, Pectinidae. The record is from RefSeq and is a predicted model, not a curated record. The coding region runs from base 486 to 1352 and encodes 288 amino acids.
CUCAUUUUUCAACAAAAUACACUUUAAGAUAACUCUUUUAUGUGGCCGUGAAUGCAAAAGUUUAAUUGUCUGAGUUUUUACCGAUCGGUUAACUGCGGUGUGCUGUUGUGCGUUUGAUUUUGAGACGCCCCCCGAGGGAUCUCGCUAGUGUUGGUUUCUCAUUCAGUGACAGGCAGUCGGCCCGUACGGAGUUAGAAGGAAGCUAGCGAGCUGGAUUCCAUCGUGCCCCCUCCCCCCGAGUUUUGCAGUGUCGUGUCUCAGGCAGGCAAGUUAGGAACGUGAAUCCACACCGAGAUUUUAUCAACUUUUCAAGUGGAGUGAAAGUUAAAAAAAAAGUUUGCGUUUUUCUCUUUGCUCAUCACUUUGUGAAUUUGCUAAAAAUAGCGCUUUCAGGAUUACAACUCAUCUGGCAGUUCGCAAACCAUUAGAAAAGCUGUGGAAUUCUUAUAAAGCAGAUUGAGGAAAGUUUUGACAAACGGAAAACCAUGGAGUCUUUAGUUAAUAUCGUGUGUUUGGUUUUACUGGUAUGUGCACUGUCGCUAUGUGAGGGGGCAUAUGGGGGUUGUAAAGAGGCUGGCUUCUGUUGCGACGGCAAAAACAUUACAUGUCAUGUCGUUAUGGGCAACCCCCGGUUUCCAAGGAGAUGUUAUUGCGACAGUUAUUGCCAGGAAACUAACGACUGUUGCCCAGAUUACAACUCCCACUGUAAAGACGGCAAAGAUAAAGUUCCUGUGAAUUGUGAAGUAGGACUUUGGGGGAAGUGGAAUGAAUGUGAGUCUUCAUGUGGACUUGGACGUACAGAGCGCAGUCGGCAAAUCCUAGUCACUCCAAAAAAUGGUGGAAAAAUCUGUCCCAAACUCCGGCAAAAACGCAGAUGUAUGGGAAAGCGGUGCUGGGAGGUUCAAGAUGUGACAUAUCAAGGACAGGAGUUGCAAGAAAUUGGAAAAAUUCUUCCGGCAGAAUUCGGAAUUUUCAGGACUGACAAACAAUAUGAUCCCUACCAGGGCAUCAGGAAAAAUCUCUUUUCUAGGAUCAGUAACGAAGUUCCCCCGAGGCCAGCAUACUGCAGUCAUUACAAGAUCGUUGAGUCGAACCGUCAUUGUAACACAACCGACUUUGGUAAAACAUGGGCAAACAAACUUCAGCCGGGAAAUAAAGUCUGCGUAGAAUGUCAACCCUUCGCCAUGGACAAGGAAGCCGGUUUACGCUGUAAAGGUCAUGGUGUGUACCGACGGCCUACCCACUGGAAGGCUCUCGACGUUCACCACUGUCAUGGCAAAUGGAUAAUGGAAGAGAUCCAUGGGCCCUGUACAUGUAAUGUCUUUGGGGAUAGUGAUUUCAUCCUCGUCUAACUCAAGAAUCAUGGGCCGGGCAUUUGAACCGGUCCAUUAUCAUCACCUGUAAAUCUCUCACAAAUGAUUGUGAUAUUAUUUUAAUGAGUUGUUAUGUUUGACUCCAAACAUGACCAUAUUUGGAACAUUGUAUGAAAGCCAUAUAGACUGUAUAUAUUAUACUGUUUGGUUGAGACUUGACA